This is a messenger RNA of Siniperca chuatsi (mandarin fish), 2294 nucleotides long. RefSeq names its product vimentin-related 2 (gene vimr2). Lineage: Eukaryota; Metazoa; Chordata; Actinopteri; Centrarchiformes; Sinipercidae. Bases 149 to 1321 code for a protein of 390 amino acids. Gene Ontology annotation, biological process: skeletal muscle organ development. The transcript has 10 exons. Gene Ontology annotation, cellular component: Z disc; sarcolemma; cell-cell junction. The record is from RefSeq and is a predicted model, not a curated record.
UGCUAUACUUAGUCUACUCAGUGGCUGGUGAGAGAUCCCUCACCUCAGCGCUACAUUCUCAUUCCCUGUGAAUAUAAAACCUCCACCAUCGACCUGCUGCCACCAUUUGCCUGUUGUGUUGUAGCCCAGUUUGAAUACAUCCAAAGCCAUGGCCAUGCUCAGAGUGUCUUCUUAUCGUAAGCUGUUUGAGGAUGAUAACUGGAGUCGAAACGGAGGGUUGAGUAUACAGUGUGCAGGGCAGUACCGGGCCUCCGUCAGGGGUGCGGCCGUUGACGAGUGCCACUGUGACAAGUUAGACUUCGUAGCAGCCAAGGCCCUCAACAAGGAGGGUCUGAACCGGUUUGUCCAAGACCGCACCAUCAUCGCUGCCCUCAAUGACCGCCUGGUCAGGCUUAUUGAACUGGCCCAUUGUUUUGAGGAAGAGAAUGAGUCUCUUGAAUGUCAGAUUGUUGAACUAGAGGAGAAGCUGAACAGUCGAAAAGCCUCCCCCAGCAUCACCUCCACUGUGGCUGAGCCUGACUACAGUCUGGAUGCAGUGGUGGAGAGACUGCGCAGGGAGAGGGAUGAGACUCUGUGUGACACCCAGGAGCUGCAGAAAGUGCUUGAACGUCUGAUGAAAGAGUACGAGAAGGCUGCACAACAGAGGGUCCUCUUCCAGCAGGAACGACAAGAUAUUGCUGAGGAAGUGGAUGCUGUGACAGCAGAGUGUUUGGCACUGAGGGAGCAAGUGGCUAUCUAUGAGGAGCAGCUGGCCAACAUGGAGACCCAGCACAAGACGACAGUGGAGAGUCUGCUGGAGCCAGCUGAAUGGACUACAGGAGCGGUGGCAGCUAUUAAAUUUGGCAGCCCUGACAUCACUCCGGCCUUGGAUGUAAAGGAGUAUUACUGCCAGCUGGCUGAGAGCCUUCAGUACGAGUGUGGUGCAGCCUCUUCUGCUGUGGUUCGCAGUGGUGAUGGAAGACAACUGGAAGUGGGAGGAGCUGUAGGGUCAAGAGUCAAAGACUUGCCAAAGAUGAAGGACAUCGGUGAGAUGAAGAUGCUGGUUUCAGAGCUACAAAAGGAGCUUGCUGAGCUCGAGAAGUGUAACGAGGAGCUGGAGGACGAGGUUGAGAUGAAGAAGGCUGCGUACAUGGACGAGAUUGCUGAGCUCGAGUGUACUAUAGAUGAAAUGCAGAACCAGGAGGCCGACUUCCAAGUGCAGAUGAAGGAGCAGUGUGAAGACUACAAGGAGCUGCUCAGUGAAAAGAUGGCUAGAGACAUGGAAAUUGCUGCCUACAGGAGUCUGGUGGAGGAAGAGGAGGAGAGGCUGUGCAACCUGUGAUUUGAGGCCGGAGAAUCAGACUGGCUGCCUGGAGUGUGGCUGGAUGCUCUCCCACACAUAGAUUAGAAAAUACACAAGAGAGAAAUGAAAAAAACACACAGCCAAAUAAGCACUAGGAUGAAGCUUAAGGUACCAAUGCAGCAGUUUAAGCAGAUGUAAACUUAUCAUGACAGAUUAAUGCCUUCUGGAGGCCUAAGCCGGGUCAUUGAUAACAGGUCGCUGGCAGAUGACCCUGAGACUCUAAGAAAGAUGGAGUUGUCUAAAACUGGUGGGAGGAUGGGGGUCUGUGUGAUGAGUGUGUAUCCAUUCAGUGUCUGGCAGGGCUAUUUCCUUAAGUGGGUUUUAUCUUUACCAGCUCACUGAUAUGAUUCAUAAAUGUUUUGUCCCCUCCGUGUUGAACAAGUCCCACACAAACACAUAGAAACACAGAUACAGACACACACGCAAGCUAAACUGUGCGGCUCCACCUCGUCCAUCACUCAAACUGUGUCUGAUUACCAGCUCUUAACCCUUGACCCCCUCACUGUUCGCAAACGUAUUGACAGCUCUCCAUUUGGUAACUAAAAGCAUCCCACCAUCCUUUUGCUUUUACAGUCAUGGAUUCAUGUUGUUGUUGUUUUUUUUGUUUAGUUUUUUUUUUUUUUUACAUAUAACUGACAGUCAAGUGUGCAGCGCACUGUUUGCUUUUCAAAUGGUUCAUGAAGUUGUUUUUCUGCAGCUCUUACAAAACGAGCACCUGGAUCUUUCUACAAGAAAAUCCUGUGCGAUUCAUUAUUUCUCCUUUUGAAAAGCAAUGUCCCAAUUUUCUGUCCUUUCAGAAAUAAGCAUUUGGUAAUACAUUCCUCUGUAAUCUUUUCCUUAUUUUCUACAUGACUUUCAAGCCGUCUGUAAUAAAUCAUUUUUGGUUCCUGCUUCUUGCACAAGUGUCAGAAUGUGCUUUAGAUUGAAAUGAAAUAAAACUAGUUGCUUGAGA